Messenger RNA from Trichoderma aggressivum f. europaeum, 561 nucleotides. RefSeq lists its product as uncharacterized. The transcript is spliced from 4 exons. NCBI's taxonomy places the organism in Eukaryota, Fungi, Ascomycota, Sordariomycetes, Hypocreales, Hypocreaceae. Bases 1 to 561 code for a protein of 186 amino acids. The record is from RefSeq and is a predicted model, not a curated record. Gene Ontology annotation, molecular function: zinc ion binding; carbonate dehydratase activity.
AUGGUUUCCAAGAUCCUCGACGAGCUUCUCAACCGCAAUGCCAAACUUGUCGAAACAUACAAGGCGCCACCUUCUCUGGUCCCAAUGGUCCAGGCAACUCGUCAAAGCGGUGCGGGAACAAUCAUCCUCAGCUGCUCUGAUCCGCGUCUGAACCCUUACUCGAUAUUUGGCAUCGAUCCGACGAUCAAGGGCGUCACUAUGGUCCGAAAUGCUGGAGGCCGUGCCAUGGACGCUGUCAGAUCAAUCUCUAUCCUCCAAACCAUUGGCAACGCAAAGACUGUUGUUGUCAUGCACCACACAGACUGCGGAAUGACGCAUUACCAUGACUCAAGAAUCAAGGAGGCCCUGAUCGAAAUCGCACCUCAGGAGAAAGACACCAUUAAUGCUUCCAAAUACGGCGAAAUCGCUGGACCGAUCGAGGAUAGUCUGAAAGAAGACGUGGAUCUUCUCAGCUCAUCGCCCUUUAUCCUCCCAGGAACCUCGAUUGUGGGAUUGAAGCUGGAUCUUUUUACCGGCGCCAUCGAGAAAGUCACUGAAGUCAAGACUGCUGAACAGCACUGA